Messenger RNA from Danaus chrysippus (African queen), 1599 nucleotides. Lineage: Eukaryota; Metazoa; Arthropoda; Insecta; Lepidoptera; Nymphalidae. The record is from the annotation of a GenBank genome assembly.
AUGCUUAACGGUUUCAUGAGGAGAUGUCUCCGUUUCCUGGUGUCCAUGCUGGCGAUCUUCGUGCAUCCAGUCACAUAUGUAAUUAACAUCAAGAGAAACAGGAAAUGUCCUCCACCAACCAACCCUAUAUUAUACAAAUCAGCCACUACUUUAGCCAUGAUGAUCAGAACUAAACAAAUCACAUCAGAAGAAGUGGUAAAGACUUAUAUUGAACGAUGUAAAGAAGUUAACCCAUACCUGAAUGCUAUCGUUGAACCGCGGUACGACUUAGCCUUGAAGGAGGCGAGAUGCAUCGACAAAAUGAUAGCGUCCAACGAUCGAACGCCAGAAGAUCUUGCCAAGGAACAUCCUCUACUAGGAGUUCCUUUGACUGUCAAGGAGAGCAUUGCUGUUGAAGGCAUGAGCAACGACUGUGGCACGAUAUACCACAAGCGUCAACCCGCCACACGAGACGCAGAUGUAGUGCGAGCUGUUCGAGCAGCUGGUGCUGUUAUAAUAGCUGUAACCAACACACCCCAGCUGUGUAUGAACUGGGAGACGUAUAAUAACGUGACCGGACUCACUAUGAACCCUUACGACCAGAGGUUGACCACUGGCGGAUCAUCUGGCGGAGAGUCCGCACUAAUUUCGUCAGCAGCUUCGGUAAUUGGAAUUGGUUCUGAUAUCGCAGGUUCGCUUCGGCUUCCGCCGAUGUUCAAUGGAAUUUUUGGACAUAAACCUACUCCAAAACUAAUAUCUAUACAGGGUCACGUUCCAGAUUGCUUAGAAUCUGAAUUCGAGGAAUACUUCGCUCUCGGACCCAUCACGAGAUACGCCGAAGAUCUGUCUCUUAUGUUAAAAGUAUUAAGACAACCAAACGGUCCCGAUGUACCAUUGGACAAACCUGUGGAUCUCACACGUUUAAGGUUUUAUUACAUGGAAGGUGACCACAGCAAUGUAACUGAUAACAUUGGUUCAGACAUGAAGAAAGCGCUUUACAAAGCCAAAGACUACAUUAGGUCUACAUAUAACGUAGAAGUGGAAGAGUUGAAAAUACCAAACAUACAACAUAUGUGGGAAAUAAGUGUCAGGGUUUUACUGAAGGUGAAUCACGUACAGAAUAUAUAUACGGACCCGGAAAAAAGAGACCAAUUAGUCUCAAUGUGGCCUGAAGUAUUGAAAAAGAUGGUUGGGAUGUCAGACCAUUCGUUCACUUCAGUUGUCUAUGGACCAGUAAAGAAAUUCUUUGAUUCCUUACCAAAUAGCUACUAUGAGAAGCUAUUAAAGGUUUUCGAACAAAUUAGGAAUGAUUUCAGCGAAGCUCUAGCUGACGACGCAGUGUUACUUUUCCCUACAUAUCCUUACCCGGCUCACAAACACUACAGAAUAUUCUACAGAUUCUUAAACUGCGGCUACCUUACGAUAUUCAAUGUUUUGGGACUACCCGCAACUGCUUGUCCUUUAGGUUUAUCAGAUAAAGGCAUUCCUGUUGGAAUACAAGUUGUUGCUAAUAAAUGCAAUGAUCAUUUAACAUUAGCGGUGGCGAAAGAAUUCGAAAAAGCUUUCGGCGGCUGGUCGCCCCCUAAUAAGGAUCUUCUAAAUAGCGUCAAAACUGCGUAA